AUGAUAGAAGGUACAGUGGAAGAUGAAGAUGAGCGCACAAAAGAUGACGCAACGUUAACCAAUGCUAGGGAGACGAUGAUCAAACUCUUAGAAGGCAUAAAAAGAACAAUGAGCAUUAAUCACGUACAAAGUUUGAAAUCCUCAUUAACCGGAACCGGUUCAUCAUCAAGUGACACCCCAUUGUUAUCCGGUAAACCUCGACUUCCUUCAAUAAUCACGCAACCAAUUGGUAGCGGUGGCGAAGAGCCAAUCUUAAAUUCACCAGAUUCGUUAUAUUGGAGUGGGCGUAAUCAAGAAACAACUGCAGAUAAUUUUAGUUCGGCUGAACAAUUUACAAUAAUGAAUCCUCCACGGGAAGAAAUACCUCCUCAGGAUCAUAUAAUAUAUAUUCAAAGUUUAGGCGGUGCUAAAGCUUGGGAUUGGGAACCUGAUGACUCAUUAUUAAGACAGCAAAUCGUUUCUACAAUGGAUGAGGGUUUCCACUCUAAUGGAAAAAAAUAUAAUGAUGAAUUCGGUGGUCAUGAAUACAAUCAAGCGUGGGGAAAUGUCGGUGACACUAUAGGUUGUGGAUACAAUCCUGAUGCUGGGCAUGUAUUUUUCACCAAAAAUGGACAUUUUCUUGGUAAUGCUUUCAUGGGAAUACGUCAUGUUUGGUUUCCAACUGUCGGAUCAAAUGGACCAUGCACUAUUACAACCAAUUUUGGAGAUUCUGAGAAUGAAUUCAAGUAUGAAAGUGCACGUGGCUAUGGGCCAGGUGGACCUCUGUUGAUAAGUAGUGAGCAACAGGGAUAUCAAUGGCAAACUGGCAAUAAUAGAAGUAGCAGAAUUUUGUAG
This is a messenger RNA of Racocetra fulgida, 834 nucleotides long. The record is from the annotation of a GenBank genome assembly. Lineage: Eukaryota; Fungi; Glomeromycota; Glomeromycetes; Diversisporales; Gigasporaceae.